CAAAGGGUAGCUCCGGGUGCGUCGCGUCGCUUUGCCUUCCCCGCUUGCUAUUAGCAACGCCUCCCCCGGGGCUGUGGAGCAAAGACCGAGUUUGCACAAAUAGGAAGGGGAGAGCUUGGUGCCUCCCAGCCGGGACUGCAGGAUCUGCAUUGCAUUGUACAGGGUGGGCUGUUUCUGCAGUGGGCCGUUUCGAUCUUGUGGUUUGUUAAAGGCGAAUUAUAUCCUUAAUAAACUAGAAGGCCAAAGGCACUCCCCGCAUUUAUUUCAGCGUACCCUUUCCCGAGGCAGAAGGGGGAGAUUACAGAAAGUGCGGUUGCCAGCUCUAUAUGGGGAAAUUUCUGAGAUUUGGGGGUGGAGCCUGGAGAGGUUUAGGGAGGGGCCUUAUUAAGAUGCAAUGCCAUAGAGUCCACCCUCCAAAGCAUCCAUUUCCCCCAGGGGAACUGAUCUCUAUGGCCUGCAGAUCAGCUGUAAUUCUGGGAGCUCUCCAGCCACCACCUGGAGUCUGGCAACCCUUUCUCUAUAAGAAUUUCUCAAAUCAACUAGCAACCCGCUUCUUCAAAGGCACUGUGUGGAUCCUUACUAUGCCGUCAUCUUAUGUAGGGGGUAUUUUUUAAAAGUCGGGGAAAGGGGGAAGCGUGAGAGGCAAGCUUGCAACUCAUGUAUUAUUUCUUUCCAUGAAAAAUGAAAUCUUGCCCUCAAGUCAAAGCUGGACUUGGAAGGGCCGUUCUACAGCAAUGUUAGUCUUAGAGGUGCUACUGGACUCUUUUCUAUUUUGCUACAGCAAUGUUGCAAGAGAGCAGAGCGAAUUAAAAAGAACGGGGGAUUAAAAACAAUAGAGGCUCACUAUCUCAACAGAUACAUCAAGGUUGGAAGACAAGCCCCAGCCUCCACAUAGAAUGGUUGUCCCCAAGCCAGAAGAACUGAAGAAGCUCCGGGAAUCUUUCCAGGCCAAGAAGCAAGCAUGUUUCAUCUUGGGCGCCUCGGGUGAGACGGGGAAGGAACUGCUGGCUGAAGUAUUGAGGCAGCAACUUUUCUCCAAGGUGACGCUCAUCGGCCGGAGAAAGCUGGACUUGGAAGGGCCAUUCUACAGCGAUGUUAAACAAGAAGUUGUUGACUUUGAGAAACUGGAUGAAUUUGCUGCUGCCUUCCAAGGCCAUGAUGUUGGAUUCUGCUGCCUGGGCACGACCAAAGGGAAAGCUGGAGCGGCUGGAUUUGUGCGGGUCGACCGGGAUUAUAUUCAGCACUCUGCAGAGUUAGCCAAAGCUGGCGGAUGCCACCACUUCAUCUUACAGUCAACUAAGGGAGCAGACCCCUCCAGCUCUUUCUUUUACCUUCAGGUUAAGGGUGAAGCGGAGUCCAGGGUGAAAGCAGUGGGGUUCGACCGCUGCUCCAUAUUUAGACCAGCGGUGCUGCUGUGUGAUCGUCAGGAGUCUCGUCCUGCUGAGUGGGUAACCAGGAAAUUCCUCGGAGCAAUAGCCUACAUCAGCCCCACGUUUUACUCCGUGCCCACCGUGACGGUGGCCCGGGCAAUGGCGAACAACGUAGUGAUGCCAGCAAAUGAUAACCAGAAGGUGGAGGUGCUGGAGAAUGCAGACAUACAUGCACUGGGGAAACACUAAGUAGUUGGGGGGCUUGUUCCUGGAUAACAGAGCUGGUGGAGGGCGCUGUAUCAAUCCCAGUAUCCCAGUCUUGUCUGAUCUUCCUCAUCCCCAGUGGCCACCUCUUAAAUAGUGAGGUCUUCCGUAUUUCCUUUUUUUUUGAAAAAAAAAUAAGAUUUUAUUAAUACAAUAAUACAGUCAUAACAUGAUAAGAAUAAGAACAACUAAGGUGAUGCGCAAAAGCCAUUAAUUUUAGCUACAGGGUGAGCAUAUAUUGUGCUAAUAACACAAAGGAAAUUUUCUUCGAAGUUCAUUUUCUGAAGCAAGGCAUGCAAAUAUUCAAUUUCUAAGGAGUCAAAUGCCUUCUGUUUAUCUAAGGCAAGGAUUGCUGAUUGUACUUGUUUUUGUUUACAAUGGGAUAUUAUAUUAAGAGCUUUAAAUACAUUAUCCAUUAUGUCCCUUUUUGGUAAAAAUCCAGACUGAUCCAUAUUUAUAUAUUCACCAAUAUUAUUGCGGUGAAUAUUUUAUAUUCUACAUUAUUGAGGUGAAUAUUUUAUAUUCUACAUUUAAUAGAGAAAUUGAUGUAUAGGAAGCUGGAUUCAUUCCAUGUUGAUAAUAAGUUUGCAUAUUUUUUAAAGAACUCAGCUGAAAAACCAUCAGGUCCUGAGGCUUUGUGCGUUUUAAGAUUUGUAAUAGAGUCUAAAAUUUCUUGCAAGGAAAUGGGAUUUUCCAGUUUCCUUGAAGCCAUUCUUUUGUGAUUCCAUAUUAACCCAACAAACCACUUUAUUUCCAGUGGCUGCCAUUUUGAAUUAAAUUGGAGAGUUACCAAAAGGACAAAUAUUGCUUUCAUGGAUAUUUAGGGAUCAUAAACACGAUCGUGGAUCAUGGAGGAUGAGGGGUAUGCUAUUGGUGGGGCUAGGGCACUUUGGCCCAACCCACCACAGAUCUUUAGUUUUGUGUAUGAAUGUUCUCUUCCCAUCGUGCACUGAGUAAAACUAGACGCCAAAGUGCCUGUGGCUGGAAGAUCAGGUCUGUUCAGAACUCAGCCCAAUCCUAAUCACAGCAAAAAUGUGCCUGUUGGGGAAAGGUAAGCAGACACAUAGGCAGGUGUUGAAGAUUCCUUGAACAGACUUAAAUACUGGAAACGAGUCUGUCUGCAGAAAAAUGCCUGGGAGAAGGGAUGGAGAAGGAAAGAUAAGAAGGGUGGGAAAUGCAGAGCUUUAAAGCAUGCCAUCCAUACCUUCUCUUUAAAUGUUACUGGGGAAGAACCACGUUUACAAAUGCUCCCUUGCUGCCAUCAUAUAUCGUUGGGUCUCCGGUAGGUGUAGCUCUGAGAAUUCCAUGAACAGAGCUUCCAGCAUUUCUCGUUCACUAAAUUCAGGGGCUUGAUUUUAGAUCAAGACCUCAAGGCGAGGAGAAGAUCGCCCCAGAAUUUUUCUCAAUAGGAAAUGCCCAUUGAGGACCCCGGUGGGACAAAUUGUGAGAUUUGUGACUCCCUGGAGCGAUUUAGAUCAGGAAAAUGGAUCAGUGGGAAGGAUUAACACACAUACAUGCACUUCACUCCAUGGUCCUGAUCCAAAUUGUCGCCUUGUGCUCCUGAUGUUUAGAGAAGGAGAAACUGGGAAUUCUGUUCAAGGACCUCUAAACAUCCAUGGCUGUUUCCGCACUACUCACCUUCAUCCGGAACGCUGUGGAAUGUCACGAAAAAAACGCAGAAGAUUGCAUCUUCUCAUGCGAGUUUUGCACGACAUCAUGCAAGACUCGCGCAAGAAGACGCUAUCUUCUGCGUUUUUUCCGCAGCGUUCCGGAUGAAGGUGAGUAGUGUGGAAACGGCCCAUGUCUGAGAUUUUGCCCAUCUAGAUUUUUUUCUAGGAUGUGGGAAAUGUUUGUAUUCAUUGCGAAUUGUACAGGUCUGAUUUGACAUUUUAUAUCUGAGCUUGUGGAUCCUCACCUGUCUCCCCUUAUACCGAAGUGACAACUUUAAGACUAAAUGGAGCUGCCAAAAAGCAAACAGUAACACAUACCAAGACGUAAUCUUAGAAGGGAGGAGUUUAUGAAUUACACUUUUUCCCAAAGCUUUCUUUUUUAAAAAUUUUAUCAUAACACAAAAAACCUAUGAAACAUAAAACAGAAACUAAACAUGCACAUUUAAACAAAAACUAAAAUCAUUCAGAUCAUAUAGUUCACAUAUCUGUAAUAGAACUUGCUUUAUGUAUUCUUGAUUUUUUCACUUCUAUUGAGAUACUCUUCUCUAUCUUUACCAUCUAUCCUCACAUCUAAUGGUGAUUUUUGUUACAAACAUAUAUUGUUGAUCACUUUACUUUAUAUUCUAAUUUGAGCUUAAAUUUAUUCUUUCUUAUUCCUGAUUUCUAACUAAAUAGUCAAAAAAUAUUUCCCAUUUUUCUUGACAUUCUGAGACUGGUCUAUUAUGUAUAUAAGGUUAGUUUCGCCAUCGUCGCAUAUUCAUAUAAUUUGUUCUUCCAUUCUUGCGAGAGUGGACGUCUUUCUGCUUUCUGCUUUGCUGCAGAUACUACUCUUGUCGCCGUCACCAUAUACUUAAAUAAUUCACUGUGCAUUUUUAUAAUAUUGUUUGGCUUUUUUCCAAAGCUUUCCUAUUUUUUUGAAGAUGUAAAAUUUCAGUAUGUUUCUAAAUGACUGUAGCUUCAUUCCCCGAUGUAGCACUAUUGUGCGUUCAAAGGAGGACUCCGCUUAUGGAUAGAUGGAUGAGAGAAGAAAUUGUUAGAGAGCUGAACUUAAAUAUUAUCACCACUCCAAAAUAUUACACUGUGCACUGCGACUGCGUGAGAAGCUUCACAGAAGUCCACUUCAUACAUGAUGUUGUCCCUGCACAUGAACACUAAGGUCAGAUGGGGGAAAAACUCAUACCGUAGUAUAUGCUGCAGGGCUAACAUUAGAAAUGAGAAUUACUGGGCGUCUACUGAGGCUCAUGUUACUAAGAUGGAGGGGUGGACCUGUCACCACCACCCCAGCCCUGCUGGUUCUUCCUGUUGUGUCAAUGCUGACUUUGAGGGAGGGAGCAACGAGCAAUAUAAGGAGCAACUACCACUGGCCACUAUCCUCUAGGCCAUAUUGCAGACUGAGGGCCAAGCUACAAGUGACGAAUGACACUUGAACGGCAAGUGGAUCGAGUGGAAGGCAAGUGAACAGGGAGAAAUAGACUUGCUGUUCAAGUGUCAUUCGUCACUUGUAGCUUGGCCCUGAGGCCAGAGGAACAUGAGUGGACAGCAGGAGGCACUCAAGGAGGGGGGCAUUUAUGGCAUCUUGCCGAUGGCCCUGCAACCUGGACUAUUUUGCGUCGGGCACGCAGCUGCCUUUUGUGAUCUGCUUGGAGAGUCCACAGUGGGCUGCAGUUUCUCAAUGAAUGUACCUGGGGCAAAAACAGACACUUGCAUAAGCUACACACUUGACACUAUACACCUGUGCAAGGGAAAACAUGGUACGAGAAGUGGCUGCAGAAAUCAGGGAAUCAUGCGGACACGGUAUUCUUGCACUAUGUGGAGAUCCCCUAGUUUACUAGCACUUGCUUAGUUUUUAUACUUAAGCAGAAGGGCUUUCAAGGGAAUUCCAAAUGAAAGACUUCUAUGAAUGGUUCAACGGUAAAUAGCAUGGCUGAAAAUGAAAUAAAUGAUGCUUGCCUAGUAUUUUUCAUGUUUUUUUUAAAUUAGGGCCAAGCUACACAUGACAAAUGACACUUGAACGGCAAGUGGAUUGAGUGGAGGGCAAGUGAACAGGGAGAAAUACACUUGCCGUUCAAGUGUCAUUCGUCAUGUGUAGCUUGGCCCUUAGAUGUUAAUUUCUGUGUAUGUUUGUGAAUAUCUUGGAACAGUCAGCCCAGUUCUCUGAAUUAUCAUUUCCCUUUAAAAUCAAUAUUCAUACUGUCUUGAGAGUGGCUGGAUUCCUGGGUUCAGGUAAAUUUAUUUAACUGGGGGCCAAGCUACACAUGACGAAUGACACUUGAACAGCAAGUGGAUUGAGUGGAGGGCAAGUGAACAGGGAGAAAUACACUUGCCGUUCAAGUGUCAUUCGUCAUGUGUAGCUUGGCCCUCAGUGUUACAAAUAUUAAUAACCAAAGUGAAAAUGGCAUCAAAUCACCAACAAACUGAUAGUUUGUGUGAACAUCUGGACUUUGCUGAUUAGCACUUUGGACUUUGCUGAUUAGCGUUUAUUAGACCGAUUAAUUGUUAGCAUUUUUCACAUAUCAGAAACUUCUGCUUUUUUGUGAAAUGUUAUUUUUAAUGCCUAAUACAUUGAAAGUCUCUGAAAUAUCUUAAAUAGCUGUCAUUCCUCUGAAUCCAUCUAUUAAAUAAAGAAUGGUUUAUUUUAAA
This is a messenger RNA of Eublepharis macularius, 5944 nucleotides long. RefSeq names its product oxidoreductase HTATIP2-like. Bases 897 to 1619 code for a protein of 240 amino acids. The record is from RefSeq and is a predicted model, not a curated record. The transcript is spliced from 6 exons. Gene Ontology annotation, cellular component: cytoplasm. Gene Ontology annotation, biological process: import into nucleus. NCBI's taxonomy places the organism in Eukaryota, Metazoa, Chordata, Lepidosauria, Squamata, Eublepharidae.